This is a messenger RNA of Candoia aspera, 2887 nucleotides long. Its product is annotated as zinc finger protein 501-like. The record is from RefSeq and is a predicted model, not a curated record. The coding region runs from base 169 to 2097 and encodes 642 amino acids. The transcript has 5 exons. Gene Ontology annotation, biological process: regulation of DNA-templated transcription. NCBI's taxonomy places the organism in Eukaryota, Metazoa, Chordata, Lepidosauria, Squamata, Candoiidae.
UCUUCCUUUAUGUAUCAGAUCUUUGCUUUUCUGGAGAUAAAUGAUUCUGUGCUUGUGAGAUUCACCUACAGCCUCUUCAUGAAGUUCAGCCUCUAAGAGUGAAAGCAGCAUUGUAGAAGUGGGAGAUUCUUUGCCCUGUUUGAAACUGCGCUGGAGUAGAAAGAUAAAAUGGAUGUUCAAAGGCCAGCAGGGGUGGGAGCAGCAAAAGGCCCUCUUGCCUUUGAGGCUGGGACCAGUAGGGGGUUCUGGAAAAGCACCAGGCAGAAGAUCCUACCUGAGGAAGCCAUCAGCUCUGAUGUUCAUCAUUUGCUGUUCAGGAAUUUCUGCUAUCAGGAAGCCAAGGGACCCAGAGAGGUUUGCAGCCAACUCCACCAGCUUUGCCAUCAGUGGCUGAAACCAGAAAGCAGCACAAAAGCUCAGAUAGUGGACCUGGUGGUCUUGGAGGAGUUUCUGGCUGUCCUGCCCCCAGAGAUGGAGAGCUGGGUCAGGGAAUGUGGAGCAAAGACUUGUUCCCAGGCGGUAGCCCUGGCUGAAGGCUUUCUCCUGAGUCAGGCAACGGAUGAGGGGCUGGGAGUGAAGCAGGUACCAGAAAUGUGGACGGAGGUGGUCGCAGCACAUCCCAAAGAAAGGGCUGAUGUGUCCACUCAGGAGCAGCUCUUUGGGAAGAUCUCUGAGGAGGAACCGACUCAGGUCACCUCACCACGGAAUGGAAAGGUGUCUGUGGUAACCCAUGAAACAUCUCCUUUUUGUGAUGGAGCAGAAACAGCAUCUGUAUCUCCAUCCCAGGGCUCGGUGUCCUUUGAGGAGGUGGCUGUGUAUUUCAUGGAGGAGGAGUGGGAGAUUCUGGAUUCCAGCCAAAAAGCUUUGCACAAGGAAGUCAUGCUGGAGAAUUCUCAAAAUGUGACAGCUCUGACAGCCUGUGUACAGGAGAAAGAGAAUUUUAAGGAGCACAGUCUACCACUGUUGCAAACAGCUCAAUAUGAAGUGGAUAAAGAGAAGUUUGGAAAUCAAGAGGAACCAAAAAGGAAUGAGAAAACCUGUGAAAUAGAUGGCAUGCAGAAGGCAUUUCCAUCUGGAGGCACUGAAGCCCAUGUCAUCCCAAGCAAGGAGUGUGGAGAGGGCUUUGGUGAGAGUAGUGACCUUAUGAAGCAUGAAAUAAUCCACAGUGGGCAGAAGCCAUAUGUAUGCAUGGAGUGUGGAAAAAGCUUCUGUCAGAGAGGUCAGUUUAGGAUACAUGAAAGAAUCCACACAGGGGAGAGACCAUUUAAGUGUACAGAGUGUGGAAAAGGCUUUAGUGUGAGAGGUCAUCUUACAAAUCAUGAAAGAAUCCACACAGGGGAGAAGCCCUUUAAAUGUAUGGACUGUGGAAAGAGCUUCAGUCACAACAGUGCACUUUCUCGUCAUGAAAGAGCCCACACUGGGGAGAAACCCUUUAAGUGCAUGGACUGUGGAAAGAGCUUCUGUCAUGGAGGUAAACUUAGGAUACAUGAAAGAAUCCACACAGGGGAAAAACCAUUUAAAUGUAUGGAGUGUGGAAAGGGCUUUAGUAUGACAGGUCACCUUGCAAAUCAUGAAAGAAUCCACACAGGAGAAAAGCCCUUUAAAUGCCCGGACUGUGGCAAGCGCUUCAAUCAGAAUAGCAGCCUUAUGACACAUAAAAGAAUUCACACGGGGGAGAAGCCAUAUCAUUGUCUGGAGUGUGGUAAGAGCUUUAGUCACAACAGUGCCCUUACUCGUCACGAAAGAACCCACACUGGGGAGAAACCUUUUGAAUGCACUGACUGUGGAAAGAGCUUCAGUCAGAAUAGCAGCCUUAUGACACACAAAAGAAUUCAUACAGGGGAGAAGCCAUAUCGUUGUCUGGAGUGUGGUAAGAGCUUUAGUCACAACAGUGCCCUUACUCGUCACGAAAGAACCCACACUGGAGAGAAACCUUUUGAAUGCCCGGACUGUGGAAAGAGCUUCAGUCAGAAUAGCAGCCUUAUGACACACAAAAGAAUUCACACGGGGGAGAAGCCAUAUCAGUGUCUGGAGUGUGGAAAGAGCUUCUGCCAGAGUGGCCAAUUUAUGAUGCAUAAAAGAAUCCACACAGGAUAGAAACUAAAUUAAUGGCGUGUGCAUAGAGCUUUGGUCAGGUAGUAAUUAUGAAACAAAACACAAGAGAAGCCAUCUGAAUACUUGGAGUGCAGAAAGAUUAAGUGGGAAUCUGCAUAAAACGAACCAUGCAAGGGAGAAAUACUUAAAUGGGUGAUAUGUGAUGUUACUACAAAUUAGGUGAUCAGUGUAAUCAUAAAUGUAUGGAGUGAGGAAAGAGUUUUAAAAGGACUAGUCAUUUUACAUUCCUUAAAAGGAGCCAGUUUGGACAAACCAUGUAAAAGUGUGGCACGUGGAAAGAGGAGUGAUUGAAAAUUCAUUGGGAACAUGAGAAAAUGACCACGUUCAAAAUGGGGUGGUCAAAAUAUUUGUUCUGACCUCUUCACCCAGCACAUUAAACUAUUAGGAUUAGACUUCGCAUGUUGCCAGUCUGAGAAGAGGUGAAGUUCUUUUUAAGGGUAAUAACCUCAAGUGUAAUUUGGAAGCAUAGUUUGUUCUAGCUUCCCUUCCCUUAGCCAUGGCUCUGCACGUUCUUUAAGUGAAUUAACUCAUGGCUAACUAUUCCUUCUGGCCUCCAAAUACAGAACCAAGACUGUUUAAAACCUUUUAAACAUUCAGGGAUUCUGUAAGGUUGCUGUCUGAUGAGUUGAGCUUCCCCGGUAUCUAUACAAUGUUCUGGUUAAACCCAGUUCAGAGGUGAAUAUUUCUGGAAGUUCAUCCAGCACCUUUUUUAUUUAUUCUUGUUGGGUCUGGGUCAAUUCAGAUUCAUGUGGAUUUUUCCCCAUGAGGAUUG